AUUUUUCUGACUAAACACCCUAUACACAUUUAAUUGACUAUGCUAACUAAUGGACUAUCACCUCAACUUACACAUGCACCCCAAUAUAGUUUCUGAUAUUAUUUUCAUUUGCCUUUAUUGGCUAUAUGUACUCUAUUAUUCAUGGAUUUAUAACUGUAGAGCCUGAAGAAGAAGUUAUCGAAAACAAUUGUUCGCUCAAAAUCUUGUUUUGAUUUCAAUAUGGGGAUUUUUCAUUUACUAAUAACAGUGUGUCCAUCAAAAAAACAAUACUGGAGGGUUAUAUAAAUAACGCAGAAAACUUCACUCUUUCCCUCUCUAUCUAGUGGACUUAUUCCAGUUAAACAAAACAAAAAAAUAAUUGUGUAUAUAUUUUGUACUCUGCAUUGAAUUUUGAACAUAUUUGAUUGAAUUUUUCAAUAUAUCAGCAUCAUCAUCAUCAUCGUUGUCUCAGUGCUAGAAUGUGUGAACCAAGUGAAGUCGGGGAUAAUGGUCUUAUCUAUUCAGGUGUAGCAUUGAAAGAAAUUAAAUAUGCCUCGAUAAGUUUAUCAUUUAUCAAUACACUACUCAAUCCAUUCUUUAUCUAUUUAAUAUUGAAUAUAACACUGCCUGGUCAACUACUCAGCCUGUUAAUCAUGCUACAGAUAACAUUUGAAUGGCUUAAAUCACUGGGUGAAAUUAUACACUUCUUCUGUCCAGUUAUUAAGCGUACACCGGAAUUAUGGUUCAACAUAUUAAUAUGUCAUAUGUGGAGUAGUACAUUUCUAUAUACCUUGUUAGAAUUAUUUUGUAAACAAAAUGUUGCUAGUAUGCUAAUUGAAAGAUGUUUUUAUGCCUUAAUGCCGGAUAAAGAUUUAAUUUAUUAUCCAAAAACAAUCAUUGCUUAUCAUGCAUUUACAUUGCUGUAUUUAUUAGCAAUCAAUAUGGGGAUAACAAUACAUGUACAUGUUACCCCAGAUGGUUCAUGUGUUCUGGAUAUUUAUGAAUUAAAUCAACAUUCAUAUAUUGUUGACUUGGCGUUCAGUUUAUUAUCUGUUGUAUUCACCAUAUUAUUACCAAUUCUAAUUGAAUUAGUCUGUUUAACUAUUAUAUUUUGGAAAUUAUAUCGUAAUAAAACUAAUCAUAGACUUAUAAGCUUACCAAAUGAUCAUAUUUAUAGAAGUCGACAAAAUAAUAUUACAAUUAUAAUUAUUAUCUGGUCGAUUAUAUCACUAUUAUUAAAUUUUAGUGAUUUAUUUGAAGCGCUUUUAUUACAAUUUCAAGGUUAUUCGUAUUUAGCACGACUCAUGGUUAUACUUAAUGAUUUUUUGGGAUCAAUUGAAAUGUUAAGUCAUUUAUUUGCUUUACUAUUUUAUGUUGAAACGAUAAGAAGUAAAUUUCAUACUUUUGUUCAGUAUAUAUUUCGUAGAAAUUGAAUUUUGUGUUUUGUUAAAUUUUAAGCGGUAAAUAUGAAUGUUGUUGUUGUGUUGUGCUGACUGGAUAAGUGUGUUAAAUUGUCAAUGUGUUGAACAUUGAACUAAUUUUUUUCUAAUUCUCCUUUAACUGUCGUUUUUUCUGUGUUAACUGAUUUGGUUAUUCUGUACGAAGAUAUUAAACAUGGAAUUGCAUUUACCUUAUCUUCAAUGAUUGCCCUGAAGGCACAUAUUUGAUUUUCUUAUGAUAAAACUUUAUUCUGAUUGCAAUACAUUUGUUGCAUUUUUGUCAAUAUUUCUGAAAAUCACUUUAAUGUGAAUUAGUAAUUGUGUUGAUUUACAACAAAACGACGAAUUUCACAAAUAUUGACAAUUUAACAAGCUGUUCUACUGAAAUAACUACUAAAGCUUAAACCAGCUUUAUGUUACCAUGUGAUUAGUAACAUAAUUAGAUGAACUAUUUUCAUAUACGUUGUUAUUUAUCAAUAACUGGAGAAAUAUCUACUAUUAUUUACGCCAUUUUAUCAAUGUUUCGGUUUAUCUCACAAUAAAAAACAAAAAGUUGGUCAUUUUUAAUACUUUAUGUUUUAAAGUCAUAUUUCAUUGUGCAUAUAUCUUUGUAUCUAUCCAAGUUUAAUGUCCUUCUUCAUAUAUAUACACUGAAGAGAAUGAAUAUUAACUGGAUGCCUACAUGGAUUGAGGUGUGUUUCAAAUAAAAGAUUCCUGUAGAAAACUCAAAGUAAAUUAUAAUCCAUUCAAUAUACUACUUAUUUUACCGUGAAAUUAACAAAAACAUUUGGUGUACGAUUUCAUCAUAUUAAAAAUUUCACUUUUUGUAUUAUUAUUAUUAUUAUUAUUA
Trichobilharzia regenti is the source of this 2268-nucleotide messenger RNA. NCBI's taxonomy places the organism in Eukaryota, Metazoa, Platyhelminthes, Trematoda, Strigeidida, Schistosomatidae. The record is from the annotation of a GenBank genome assembly.